CUGCACUCGUAUAAUAAUGAUCGUAGUUGUGUCUAUUUCAGUUUGAAUAAUGAAUCAGUGAGUUCUAUUUUCGCUGCAACCAUGGUGGUUCCUUCAACCAAGUCAGCGUCUGCCUUUAGUAUUUACCAGGAGAAGCUGAAGAAUGCCUCUCAGCCGUCGCAGGAUCCCACCACCGCACCAGCGACUCCAACGGCGUCUAAAAAGUCUCUGAAGAGAAGUAGAAGUAGUGAAGGUAAUAUUGAUAGGUCUUGUGCUCCAGAGCAGAGCUCGAAAGGGAACAAUGAGCUGUCAAAUUCAUUGGCUCUGGCCUUGCUCAAAGCAGAUCUCCAAGUAGGAAAGAGGAAGCGUAAGAAGUCACUGAGAACCCAGCUGUUCAGGCGCACUCGUUCCUCAAAGCAACUGGAUGUGCUGGCAACUCCACUCAGAGAGGCACCAGCCAGCAAGCUGAAACGUCGCUCUUUGUCGAUUGCAAACCGUGCUGUUCAGGCUGCGUCUCAUGAGAUUGCUAAGCCGAAGAAGCAGGCAAUAUCACGCUCAGAGAAGAAGCAAAACGGAGCAGCAACAGCAGCGGCGGCAUCUAGCAACUGCAAGGGAUUUCUGGCAGCUCACCACACUUCUCCAGACAGUAGAGAUCGUGCAACGCACAUGUUCAACUGGCUGAUUCAACCUGUGAAGGUUUCUAAUUUCUUCAAAACCAUCUGGGAAGAAAAACCGCUCUUGCUUCGCCGCCGUGAACAAUACUAUUAUAAUGGAUUAUUCAGCACAGCUGAGUUGGACAACAUCUUGAGAACGCGAGAUCUCGAGUUUGGCGUCAAUCUGGAUGUCACCACAUAUCAAGAUGGCAAGCGCGAGACUCACAACCCGCACGGAAUUGCUUAUGCACCUGUUGUCUGGGAUUUCUAUCAGAGUGGCUGUUCCGUUCGACUGCUCAACCCGCAGACAUUCUCCGAUCCUGUCUGGAGACUGUGCUCAACACUGCAGGAGUACUUUGGAUGCUUUGUGGGGGCCAAUAUCUACUUGACUCCACCCGGCUCACAAGGCUUUGCCCCGCACUACGAUGACAUUGAGGCGUUUGUACUGCAACUGGAAGGCAAGAAACACUGGAGGCUCUACAAACCAAGGUCGCAAGAGGAGACGUUACCCAGGUUUUCCAGCCCGAAUUUCUCUCAGGAUGAGAUCGGUGAGCCUAUUCUGGAUGUCACGCUGUCACCCGGUGAUAUGCUCUACUUUCCAAGGGGAACCAUUCACCAGGCUGACACGCCCGGCGAUAGCCACUCCUUGCACAUGACUGUGUCUACUUGUCAGAAGAACACAUGGGGUGAUCUGCUACAAAAGGUGCUCCCACAAAUGCUGGAGUCGGCUAUCGAGCAUGAUGUUGACUUUAGAAAGUCACUGCCAGUAAAUUACAUUCACCAUCUGGGAACUACCCAUUCUGAAUCGACCACAUCCAAGCGAGCAUCCAUGAUCCAGCAGAUGGGUAACCUGGUGGACAAACUGAAGGAUCACCUCAUGGCAGAUGAGGGUGCAGAUGAGAUGGCUGCAGACUUCCUCCAUGCAGCACUACCGCCUUACCUUGACACAGAGGACAAGAAUUGUACAGCAGUGGAGUCAGGUGGCCGGUGGGAAAGUGGAUGUGUGAUGGAUCAUGAGCAAGUCGAUCUCAACACGGAAAUUCGUCUUGUGAGCCACAUCGCACUAAGGUUAACACCCGGUGAUGACUGUCUUGUUGUUUGCACGACUGUGCACAACUCUCGCGUGUACAAGCAGAAAGAUCCGCAGACUCUGGAGCUAGAUCUUGAGUAUGCUGAGGCUCUUGAGUACUUGCAAGAUCAAUAUCCAGAAUUUGUUACUGUCGAGAAUCUACCAGCUGAAACCGACGAUGCAAAGCUGGAGCUUGCCGCUGUGUUGUAUCGCAGUGGACUCGUGAUGACAGAGAGGCCUCUCGGUGGUACGGCAGACUACGUCUGAUGAAGAGGACAUUCGGAUUCUUCUAUUCUUUUUUUUUUCUAGAGUUGCUGCACAACAUCAAGUUAUACUGCUGCCUGCCUGCGUCUGUACAAGAUCUUGUUUUUAAGCUUUGCCUGUGUUUUAUCUUUUCUCACUCCUCUCGCAGCUCGGGUAGAGUUUCAUCAUGCCCAGUUACAAUGGUUGCCAUACCUAGUUAUCUUCUUUUUUUAUUGAGACCUGAUACAUAUUCAGCUGCCCAUGGUACUCCCUCUCCAUAAAGUUAUGCUUGAUGCACAAGCGCGCGCACGCAUGAAACCAUGCGAAUCUUGAUAUGAAGUUUCUGCAGACAUCUACUCCUCUUUACUUUCCGGGCUGCCAUCUCGCAUCUGCCAACACUUGAUUCCUGAGCUUAGCUUUUGCUUUGUACGUGCUGCACUUCAAUGACAAUCAUCCUUCUGCAUCCUUCUGCAUCCUUCUGCAUCCUUGCACGUGCUGGACUUCUGUUGCUUUUUAGCGUUGCCAUGUCUUGAUGAUACGCAGGGAGUUCUGUGUUCACUGAAUUGCUGCCGCUAUUCCAUGCUGCUUUUGUUACGAGUUCUACUGUUCAAGUAUCCGAAUAAAGGUCCUGAUUUCCUGA
Sycon ciliatum is the source of this 2584-nucleotide messenger RNA. Its product is annotated as ribosomal oxygenase 1-like. NCBI's taxonomy places the organism in Eukaryota, Metazoa, Porifera, Calcarea, Leucosolenida, Sycettidae. The record is from RefSeq and is a predicted model, not a curated record. The transcript is spliced from 15 exons. The coding region runs from base 82 to 1968 and encodes 628 amino acids.